This is a messenger RNA of Dama dama (fallow deer), 942 nucleotides long. Its product is annotated as olfactory receptor 8K3-like. Gene Ontology annotation, molecular function: olfactory receptor activity; G protein-coupled receptor activity; odorant binding. The coding region runs from base 1 to 942 and encodes 313 amino acids. The record is from RefSeq and is a predicted model, not a curated record. Lineage: Eukaryota; Metazoa; Chordata; Mammalia; Artiodactyla; Cervidae. Gene Ontology annotation, cellular component: membrane. The transcript has a single exon. Gene Ontology annotation, biological process: G protein-coupled receptor signaling pathway; sensory perception of smell.
AUGAAAACACAAAAUCUUACUGUGCCAAAUGAAUUCAUCCUCACGGGAAUCACAGACCGCCCUGAGCUGCAGGCUCCACUGUUUGGGCUCUUCCUCAUCAUCUACGUGACCUCAGUGGUGGGCAACUUGGGCAUGGUCAUCCUCACUAAGGUGGACCCCAGGCUGCAGACACCCAUGUACUUCUUUCUCAGACACCUGGCUCUUACUGAUCUUGGCUAUUCAACAGCUGUAGGACCCAAAAUGUUGGCAAGUUUUAUUGUGAGUCAAAAUUCAAUCUCCUAUUAUUUGUGUGCCACCCAGCUGGCUUUCUUCAUCAUGUUCAUGAUUAGUGAACUUUUUAUUCUGGCCGCAAUGUCCUGUGACCGCUAUGUGGCCAUCUGUCACCCCCUGCUCUACACGGUCAUCAUGUCACGAAGGGUGUGCCGGGUGCUGGUGGCAAUCCCCUACCUCUAUAGCACAUUCGUGUCUCUUAUAAUCACUGUAAAGAUUUUUAAUUUAUCCUUCUGUGGCUACAAUGUCAUCAAACACUUCUACUGUGACUGUCUCCCCUUGAUAUCCUUGCUCUGUUCAAAUACGCAAGAAAUUGAACUGAUCAUUCUGAUCUUCGCAGGUGUUAAUGUGAUCCUCUCCCUUCCAAUGAUUCUUAUGUCUUACCUGCUCAUCCUUGUAGCCAUUCUCAGGAUGAGCUCUGCUGAAGGCAGGCACAAGGCUUUUUCGACCUGUGGAUCCCACCUGACAGUGGUCACCGUGUUCUUUGGGGCUUUGAUAUUUAUGUAUGCGCAACCAGAGUCUAGACACUCCUUUGAUACUGAUAAAGUGGCAUCUAUAUUUUAUACCCUUGUGAUCCCCAUGUUAAAUCCCUUGAUCUACAGUUUGAGGAACAAAGAUGUAAAAUAUGCACUACAAAAGGUGUGGAAUAAGCUUUGUAACAGUUCCUGUUAA